This is a messenger RNA of Acinonyx jubatus (cheetah), 5955 nucleotides long. It is a transcript of the gene RPAP2, whose product is annotated as RNA polymerase II associated protein 2. Gene Ontology annotation, cellular component: cytoplasm; nucleus. The coding region runs from base 150 to 2096 and encodes 648 amino acids. The transcript has 15 exons. The record is from RefSeq and is a predicted model, not a curated record. Gene Ontology annotation, molecular function: RNA polymerase II CTD heptapeptide repeat phosphatase activity; RNA polymerase core enzyme binding. NCBI's taxonomy places the organism in Eukaryota, Metazoa, Chordata, Mammalia, Carnivora, Felidae.
CUCUCAGCACCCCCCUUCGCUUCCUCCGGCCUCCCAGGCCUCUCUGCCGGCCCCGCCCCGCCCCGGCCGGCACCGCCCAGCGCUACGCGAGGGGAGGCGGAGCUUCGGGAGACGCCAGCUCCUGGUGUGACCCUCUGACGACGCUACCCAUGGCUGACUCGGCUGGGCCGCGCUCCGCCCGCCUCAAGGCCCGGACUCCCCGCGCUUCUCGAAACGCCACAGGUGCUAAACAGACAAAUGCCUUAAAACAAGAAGAUACUUCUAAAAGGAAAGCAGAACUAGAAGCAGCUGUGAGAAAGAAGAUUGAAUUUGAGAGAAAAGCUCUACAUAUUGUUGAACAGCUUUUAGAAGAGGAUAUUACAGAAGAAUUCCUAAGGGAGUGUGGGAAGUUCAUCACACCUGCUCACUACAGCGAUGUCGUGGAUGAGCGUUCUAUUAUCAAGCUCUGCGGUUAUCCGUUAUGUCAGAAAAAACUAGGAAUUGUACCAAAACAGAAGUAUAAGAUUUCUACCAAAACCAAUAAAGUCUAUGAUAUUACUGAAAGAAAGUGUUUUUGCAGCAAUUUUUGUUACAAAGCAUCUAAGUUUUUUGAAGCACAAAUUCCUAAAACUCCAGUAUGGGUUCGAGAAGAGGAAAGGGCUGAUUUGGACCCAGUAUGUGAUCUGUUCUGGAGAAUGUUCCAUGUGCACUCAAAAAGAAGGGAUCCUGAUUUUCAACUGCUACAGGAAGGACAAAGUGGCCAUUCUGGAAAGGAAGUACAGCUAUGCACUAAGGCCAUUAAAACAUCAGAUAUUGACAAUCCUGGCCAUUUUGAGAAACAUUAUGAAUCUAGUUCUUCUAGCACUCAUAGUGACAGUAACAGUGACAAUGAGCAAGACUUUGUUUCCUCCAUUCUACCAGGAAACAGACUGGUAGAUGCAAUGGGUGUAAGUCCAAAGCUGCACAAAAAAAGCAUAAUGAAAAAGAAAGCCGGCCAUAAAGCUAACUCCAAGCAUGAAGACAAAGAACAGACAGUAAUAGAUGUCUCUGAGCAGCUAGGCAAUUGCACAUUAGAUAGUCAGGAGAAAGCUGUUGCUUGUGAACUUCCUUCACAGAAAGUAAGUGCUCAGAUUUCUCCAAAUAGUCCUUUGCAAGAAAAAGUAGAAGUUUCAGAAAAUUCUGGAAAUAAAUACAGUAGUUCAAAAGUAACUCUAGUAGGCAUAAGUAAGAAAAGUGCUGAGCAUUUUAAGAGAAAGUUUGCCAAAUCAAACCAGGUUUCUAGAUCAGCCUCUAAUUCAGUGCAGAUGUGCCCUGAAGUUGCAAAGGCAAACUUACUUAAAGUCCUGAAGGAGACUUUGAUUGAGUGGAAGACAGAAGAAACUUUGAGGUUUUUGUAUGGCCAGAAUUAUGCUUCUUUGUGUCUGAAACUCUCUUCAGCCUCUCUGGUUAAAGAAGAAGAACUUGAUGAAGAUGACAUAGAUUGUGACCUAGACAAACAUUCUCCUUCCCUGCAGGGAUCUCAGAAUAGCUUGGAUGAGUCUUUACCUUUUAGGACUUCAGAUACAGCCAGUAAACCACUACCAAGUUAUGAGAAUUUGAAAAAAGAAACUGAAACCUUAAAUCUAAGGAUAAGGGAGUUUUAUAGAGGACGAUAUGUUUUGAAUGAAGAAACUACCAAAUCACAAGACUCAGAAGAGCAAGAUCCCACCUUUCCACUGAUAGAUUCAAGUUCUCAGAACCAGAUUAGAAAACGCAUCGUACUUGAAAAGUUGAGUAAAAUAGUGCCUGGACUUUUGGGGCCUCUUCAGAUCACAUUAGGAGAUAUUUAUGCACAGCUUAAAAAUCUCGUUCGAACUUUCAGGUUAACAAAUAGAAAUAUUAUACACAAACCUGCAGAGUGGACCUUAAUUGCUGUGGUGUUGUUGUCAUUUUUAUUUAUCUUGAGGGAGAGAAAGAGAAAGAAAGAGUAUGAGCCAGGGAGGAGCUCAUUCUGUCCGGAUGAUCUAUCCAUUGAUGUAAGUGGAAUCCUUACAUCAAUAACUGACCCCGAUUCUUGGCAUUCAGAAGCAUUCUCAGGAAAACGUGGUGUUCACACAGUUUAUAGAGACUCUGCUUAAAGAAUUACAUUUAAAGAAUGAAGACCUUGAAAGCUUAACUCUCAUAUUUAAAACCAGCUGUUAACCAGAGUGGUAUAAUCCAUGAAGACCAAAUAGAAGAUGAACUUCAUCAUUUCUGGAAUUCUAGCUACAAUAGUGAUCUGGUGGUGACUGAUUACUAGCUUUGUUCCAAGAAAGACCUUUAUCUUCUUAGAUUUCAGCCCCCUGCUUCCCAGUUCCUAACUGUACAGUGACUUCCCCCACAUAGAGGAGAACCAUUAUUCCAACAAGGAUAACUAAGUACUUGUAUCCCUAACUAUAAGACAUAGUAUUUUUAUUUGUUUGAAAAUGAAAAAUGAGGUUUUAAGUUGAAACUUUAAUAAAUCUUAGUGACCUUAUUUUUUUCUGGAUGAUUCUAGCCAUUGUAUCAGUUCACAAAAUAAUUGAGAAAAUUCUCAUUUUGGCCUCCUGGUCUAAACUCUAGAUUUUAAGAAUAAUAAAGAGGUCAAUAAAUGCAAUCUAAGAUGAAGCCCUUUGGAAGUCUUGUCAUUAUAUUUAUUUAUUUAUUUUUAAAUGUUUAUUUUUGAGAGAGUAAGCAGGAGAGGGAUAGACAAGAAGACAGAGAAUCCCAAGCAGACUCUGUGCUGACACUGGGGCUCAAUCCCCAAACCAUGAGAUCAUGACUUGAGCUGGUAUCUCAAGGGCCAGAUGCUUAACCACCUGAGUCACCCAGGUGUCCCUAGUCAUUAUUCUUUUAAAGAAACUGUGCUAUAAAAUGGUCCUGAGCAAUUUAGUUAACCCUACAAGUCCAAAACAGGAGUAUCUCAGAAUUUUCUGGACUCGCAAAGAAAUAAAAAAUUAAAAGGAAAUUGUAAUUUAUUUUCAAGAGACAAUCUCUGGAAUUUAUACCGCUUUUUUCAAAAUGUCUAUCAAGCAUGCAAGUUAGCAAGGCCUCCAGACCAGUUAAGGGGGGCUCAGUUUGGGAAGCUUUACUGGAGGGCCAAGAAACAAAACAAGGUCUAUUCCCUUGGACACUAGAGGAAAUGAAAGCUGCUAAAAGUCCAACCAUGGAAAGGGUCCAAAAAGCAGCCUCAUAGGGUGGGGAACAUAGUGGAUGAGAAUCUACAGUAAUCAAUAUAGUGUGGUAUUGGUAGGCACAAAGAUCAGUGAAGCAGGGGGUCAGGUGGGAAGAUGGCGGAGUAGGAGGACCUUAAGCUUGCCUUGCCCAAAUAUACAACUAGAUAGUACUCACAUCAGUGUAAAUAACCCAGAAAAUGACCCAAAGACUGACAGAAUAAAUUCCAUAAUUCCAUAAAUGGUAGAGAAGAGGCCAAAUCAAAGAAGGUAGGAUGGUCUGGAGUGAAAUGAACCAGGCCUUUCACACUGGGGAGUCCAUGAAUGUGGAGGACAGAUCCCCAUAUCUGCAUUUGAAAGUGAGAGGGUCCAAAUGUCUUGAGUUCUUAAAACCAGUGAGACUUAAAGCCUGGAAUUUUAAAAAUCAAGCUCAAGUCUGGGAGAGACUAAAUGGCUUUAGGAAGCAGAGUCCCUGCCCUUAGCACAACAGGGGUGCCUGGGUGGCUCAGUCAGUUGAGCAUCCAACUCGAUUUCAGCUCAGGUCAUGAUCUUGCAGUUGUGGGGUUGAGCCUUGUGUUAGGUUCUGCACUGAGCAUAGGGCCUGCUUGGGAUUCCUUUCUGCCCCUCUCUUUCUCAAGUAAAUAAAAAUAAACAUUGAAAAUAAUUUUUCAAGACAGCACAACAAACAGCCUAUACAGAUACAGCACAAAACCAGCAGUUUGAAAAAUGCCAGGGGUAGACAGAGGGAGAGUGAUUUGUUCAUCUCAGAGCAUGGCCUGGAGAGACCGGGAUCACGGGCAGACCCCCUUCCAGGACAAAAGAACUGGCAGGUGCCAUUCCCCUCCCCACCCCCAGCAUAAACAACAGCUACCUGCAGGAACUAGUGCAGUGUGGAUACUUGUUACCUAACUUAAUUACACCAAGCCCCACCCUUCACAUUUCGGAUCCACCUUUCCAGUCAUGGCCGCCUUAGUUCAGUCACUGCGAGGCCCCUCCCCCAGAAGACCAGUGGAAAUUCUGCCAACACCGUGUCUCCUGACUGGCACCUUGUGCAGAACUCUGUUCUCACAGGUGCAGGUCUCAUUUCACAAGCAGACCACCACACACCUUUUUAGAUACUGCCCACAGUACACAAAAAGCCUCUGUAGACAAGUGGACUGAAGAAAAAGAGGCCAACACUCAACAGCAGAGCAUACACAAUACUCCCAGGAAACACUCUCUGAAGCACCAGGCCCUGGGAAACAGGCACUACAGGACCUCUUCUUUAUAAGGCUAUUAUCUUUAAGAGCACAAGAAGCAGCUGACUUGCCUAACACAAAGAAACAGACACAGGAAAUCAGACAAAAUGAGAUAGAGAAAUAGUUCUCAAAUGAAAUAAUAGGACCAAACCACAGCAAAAGAUCAAAGUGAAACAGACAAAAGUGAUAUGCCUGAUAGAGAAUAUAAUGAUUUUAACAAUACACACCGGACUUUAGACGAGUGGAGGACAUCAGUGAGACCCUUAACAGAAAUAAAAAGCAGCUAAUCAGGGAUCAAGACCACAAUAAAUGAAAUGAAAAAUACACUUGAUUGGGUGGCUCAGUUGAUUAUGUAUUAAGCAUCCAACUCUUAAUUUCAGUUCAGGUCAUUACCUCACAAUUUGUGGUUUUGAGCCCCACGUUGACCUCUGUUACCAGCACAGAGCCUGCACAAUAAGUAUUUCUGUAGGAAAAAAAAAAAUCAGUCAAGGGAUUCACAAAAUGAAAUAAUGUGAAAUAUGAUACCAUAUACCUAAAACAUGGAGGGGAGAGGACUAAAGAAUGGGUUUGAACUUAAGUGACCAUCAACUGCUAUAUGCAGAAGAUAUUCUAGAUAAACCUAAUGUUAACUACAGAUCAAAAACUAGCAAUAGAUAUGCAAAGAAUAAUGGGAAAGGAACUCAAGUAUAUCACUGAAGAAAGCCAACAAAGCACGAAAGAGCAAGAGGAAUCAGAGAAAAUCUAUAGAAACAACCAUAAAUAAGUAAUACAAUGGCUAUAAAUACAUAUCUAUCAAUAAUUACUUUGAAUGUAAAUGACCAAACACUCCAAUCAAAAGACAUAGGGUGACAGAGUGGAUAAAAAAAAAAAAAAACAAAAAAACAAGAUCCAUCUGUAUGCUACCUACAAGAGACUCAUUUCAGACUGAAAGACACUGCAAUUUGAAAGUGGGGGAUGGAGAAAUAUUUAUUAUGGAAAUGGAUGUCAAAGAAAGCUCAGGGAGCAAUACUUAGACAAAAUACACUUUAAAACAAAGUCUGUAACAAGAGACAAAGAAGAAUACUAUAUACUAAGAAAGGGGAUAAUGCAACAAGAGAAAUAUAAUUGUACAUAUUUAUGCAACCAGCAUGGGAAACCCCAAAUACAUAAAAGAACAAACAUGAAGGAAUUGAUAUUAAUAUAAUAACAGUAAGGGAUGUUAACACCCCACUCAAACUGAUGGACAGAUCAUCCAAACAAAAUCAACAAGGAAACAGUGGAUUUGAAUGACAUAUUGGACUAGAUUUAACAGACAUAUUCAGAACAUUCCAUCCUAAAACAGCAGAAUCCCCCCUGCCUUUUUUUUUUCAAGUAUAUAUGGAAUGUUCUCCAGAAUAGAUCAUGUUAGGCCACAAAAUAAGUCUCAACAAAUUAAAAAAUAAAAAUAUCAAAGUCCUAUCCUCCAUCUGUCCUACCACAACAGUAUGGAACUAGAAAUCCAUGACACAAAUCUGGAAAGAACACAAAUACAUGGAGUUAAAUAACAUGCUGCUAAACAAUGAAUCGGUCAACCAAGAAAUCAAUGAAGA